Messenger RNA from Medioppia subpectinata, 437 nucleotides. The record is from the annotation of a GenBank genome assembly. Lineage: Eukaryota; Metazoa; Arthropoda; Arachnida; Sarcoptiformes; Oppiidae.
ACUCUACUUCUUCUAACAUAAGCGCCUGGACUUAUCAUUACUGGUCAUCUCUGCCAUACUUUCAGACUUAUAUCAUCGGUAUUCUCAUGGGUUAUGCUAUCCGUCGGCACCCGAAGGCAUACUUAGGCGGACGGAUAGGAGAGGCGAUCAUAUCUUUGGUCACAUUUUCGAUGACAUUUGGGAUCUGUUGGUGGAAUAAAGACUUUAUGCACUUUAGUUAUAGAUAUACACGACUUAAUGGAUACGAACAACACUUAUAUCUAUUGAUUCAUAAAGUGUUUUAUUUAUCGGGAUUUUGUUGGCUUUUCUACGCCUGUGCCACCGGUAGAGCCGAAAUAAUAAAUAAAAUAAUGGGUUGGAAGGGAUUUAAUGUAAUCAAUAAUUUGGCGCUUGAAAUAUAUAUCUUACAUAUUUAUCGAGUUCUAUCUCCGACUUUA